Messenger RNA from Panicum hallii, 1229 nucleotides. Its product is annotated as homeobox-leucine zipper protein HOX18-like. Lineage: Eukaryota; Viridiplantae; Streptophyta; Magnoliopsida; Poales; Poaceae. The transcript has 3 exons. Gene Ontology annotation, molecular function: DNA-binding transcription factor activity, RNA polymerase II-specific; sequence-specific DNA binding. Bases 106 to 798 code for a protein of 230 amino acids. The record is from RefSeq and is a predicted model, not a curated record. Gene Ontology annotation, biological process: regulation of DNA-templated transcription.
CUUCUCUUCUCCAUUGCGAAGCGCUUCCUCUUCAUCGGAUUGAUCUAUACUAGGCUAGGGUGCUAGCUAGCUAGGUCUUUGUGCAGCAGUGAACUCUCGGACACCAUGUAUAGCGCGAGUGCCAUGGAGGCCGAGGAUUUCGGGAAAUCAUGGCUCGGCCUAGGGAUAGGCGGCGGCGAUCUGAAGCGGAGCCACGGCGAGCGGAGGUCGUCUUCGGCGGUGCGGCUCGACCUGCUGUUCCCGCAGAGCGUCAAGGAAGAAGCUGCGGUGGGCGCCAAGGCAGAGAACGGUGCUCGGAAGAGGUUGAAGAUCACCGAUGACGACGACGCCCGCCUAUCGCACGAGCCGAGCCCGAGCGACGACGGCGGCGACGGCAGCGCAGGCACGAGGAAGAAGCUCCGGCUCACCAAGGAGCAGUCGACCCUGCUCGAGGACACCUUCCGCGCCCACAACAUACUAUCCCACGCUCAGAAGCACGAGCUCGCGCGGCAGGUGAAUCUAAGCGCGAGACAGGUGGAAGUGUGGUUCCAGAACAGGAGAGCAAGAACGAAGCUGAAGCAAACGGAGGUGGACUGCGAGAUCCUGAAGCGGUGCUGCGAGAGCCUGACCGGCGAGAACCAGCGGCUGAAGCACGAGCUCGCGCAGCUGCAGCGGUCGGCGGCGGCGGCGGCCGGGCUCUACGUGCAGCUCCCGCGGCGGGCCGCGGCGACGGCCACCGUCUGCCCGUCCUGCGAGAAGGUCACCGUGACGACGAGCGGCGGCGAGACAAGCAAGAGCUCCAGCAGCUAUUCCUCCUGAGCGAGAGGCGGCCGAAGCGUAUGCUUCAAUUCAUGCUUGGCUCGGUUCGAUGAGAUGGUUUAGUUUCGAGGUUUCAUGAGAGUUUGUGUAGGUAAAGUGUGUGCAUGCAUGCUAAUAACUCUGGUGCCCUUAUUACACACACGGUAUAGCUUUAGGGAUGCAGCUGGUCUGCAAAAUUCUGCAUGCUGUUGCAACAUGCAUGCAAGCCUUGUGCUAUAGAUAGAUGAAAAAAUAUAGUUGUAAUAUGAUCAGGUCAAUGAACUGAUUUGAGUCUUAGGAUAAACUCAAAGAUCAUUCAGCACCAAUUAUGUAGCCACACGCCAAUUUCUUCUUAAUUUGUUAUAUAUGUUUGCUAUGCUUCAUUGUACAUAGCAAACCCUAUAUUAUUGUUAUAUAGCAAUUUUGAUUUAUUGUAUUUAUUAUAUUUUCCC